GUAGUCAGUUCAGUUCGUAUCGACGCCAGGCACCGCGCGCGUCUGUAUUCGGCGUCGGCUCUCGCCAGGACACGAAAAACGUUAUCCUGUCACAAAAAUCCUCCAAUUGCUCGUACUUCGGGACUGUUUACGUUCUAACGUGAUGUAGAGUUUGUUUACGAGACUGCCCAGUGUGUAAUAUCGGUCCAAACUAUCGUGAAUGUUAAAAUGUAGGUUAGAAUGUCGCUGUAAUCAACCGGCAAGUUGAUCUUUGCCUCUGUCUAGUUGUAUAAUCGAAGGUUAGGUGUACGAAAAACUGGUACGUCCUUUUAUUUGGUUUCUAUGCUAAAUUUCAAUAAUCAAGCAAAAUGGAUAUUGGCGACUAAUGAAUUAAUAUCUGCCAAAUCUGGCUUCCACAUUGUCAAGGAGAACUCACCCUGGAUCCAAAUCCUCUAUGACAGAUGAUCUUAUCACAGAAACUCCCAGUAGAAAACGGCGUACCUUCUCAGCCGCCAUGAUCCGGCUGUUGGGUACACGACUUUUCACUCGUCUUUUGUUAUUAGUGUGCUCUUUGAGCCUCCUCAGUUUGUUGUUCCUAAGCCGGUGCGGAUUUCAUGGCCUCGACGCUACUCCCAACGCAGCCAACUCUCCCAACUCCGCUCUGGAUCCUCAGGACCCCGCCGACGUCCAGCCCGACGCUCAGGCCGCUUUUCUCGAUGGUUCCACAAUGAUUGGCGGGGCACCGCAAGAUAUUAGCAGCAUCCAAUCUCAGCAGGAAAACAGCAACUCAUUGCAGCAACUUCUUCAGCAGCGCGAAGAAGAAACGAGACAGGAAAUUGAAAGACUGACAGCCGAAAUAAGGGCGCUGAAACUUCAACUUCUUCAAUAUACUAACAGUGGAACCAACAGUCUUCAAGCCCCUCGGCAGGCGAGUUCUUCCAUAAGCUUUAACUCUUCCACCAACCCCACAAUCACCAACGCAGAAUGCUCCAAUUAUAUACGAAAGCAGAUCAUGCAAGCUGAAAUCUUCCGUGGAACGCCACUCAACAACGAAUACGAACUGAUUCCAUACAAUCAUUUCACUUACAGCAGGGUAUACCCAAUCGAUUUAGGCCUAGGUAAACGAGUAGUAGAGAAACCCAUAGGAUACAAAAGGAAGGAUCUUCUAGAGGCGUUAAUGAAGGGCUUGGAGAUUUUAAAUAAGAACGUUACGGAAAAAAUGUCGAGGUACACACUGGACGAUUUCCUAGAGGGACUAUACAGGGUGGAACCCACAACAGGGACUCAGUACGAGUUGUAUUUUAGGACUAAAGUGUCGGGUUUUACAAAAGUUAUCAUAAUGCGACCGUUUGCUCCCCUACAAACUAUCAAUACCGUCAGUCUGACAGGUCCAAAAGAAAAAGAACUCAUUCAUAUUAUCCUCCCGUUAUCAGGCAGAACGGCGACUUUCCAGAGCUUCAUGGAUAAGUUCGUCAAGAUAGGUUUGAAGAAUGAUCGUAGGGUGCACCUCACAGUAGUUUACUUCGGGGAAGAGGGUCUUUCAGAAGCCAGAUCUAUCAUGUCGCGAGUGCUGAUGACCAAGAACAGUGGAGGGAAUCCAAACAACCUAAGACUGUUAGCCCUUAACGAGACAUUCUCCAGGGGUAAAGGUCUUCGCGUCGGGGCCGAACGCACCUGGGACUUGGAGAAGAGCAAAGACUCAAGCAAAGACGUUCUUCUGUUUAUGUGUGAUGUGGAUGUAGUGUUUAGUGCCAGGUUUCUGGACAGGUGUCGGUGGAACACUCAGUCUGGCAAGAAAGUCUACUACCCCGUUGUGUUUAGUUUGUACAAUCCCCACGUAGUGUAUACGCUGCAAGGUAGAGAUGUUCCUCCAGAAAACGACCAGUUGGUGAUUUCGAGGGAUACUGGAUUUUGGAGGGACUUUGGAUAUGGGAUGACGUGUCAGUAUCGGUCAGAUUUUUUGAAGGUGCGUGGCUUCGACGAAGACAUCGUCGGAUGGGGCGGGGAAGAUGUUAUGCUGUACAGAAAAUAUGUUAGAAGUAAUAUGAAGGUUAUUCGAGCCACGGAUCCUGGGAUUUUCCACAUUUGGCAUCCAAAAGUUUGUUCAGGCAGUCCAGGUGGCCAAAAGCUAUCCGCUGAUCAAUACAGAGCCUGCAUCAGAUCCCGCGCACUAAACGAAGCCUCGCACGCCCAACUAGGCUUCCUGGCGUUUAGGGACGACAUCGCUGCGAACAGCAGUCCAGCGAAGUACAACCCACACCAAAUCAAGACCUUGAAGACAGCACCAAAGAAACUGAGGACUCAAACGUAAAUUGAUUACUAAUCUAUUGAUGGUUAGGUAAUGUAUACGAGAAAUUUGUGAUUUUUUUAAGUACAACAAAUUUGCCUAAUAGUUUUUUUUGAGUGAAGAUAUUAGGUCUGGCUCCCGCGUAUGAAAAAAAAGUUGAAAAAUAGCAAGCUGAAAAUUUGUUAAUAGCUUAAGGGUGUCUAGUCGGACAAACUUUGAUAUAGGGGAACACUGGAACAGGGGAAGUUGAAACGGUCAGACCACGAAAACGGCACAUUUAUUUUGUCCGACAGAACAGACUUGAACUCUCCGAACAGAGAUUAAACUCUCAUGCAAAAAUCAGACUGCUAUUUAGCACCAAAUGGGCGUUUUAAUGAGUGGAACAUGUAGAAUAUGUUAAAUGACAGGAAUUAUGACAGGUGAUAAAUAGCAGUCUGAUUUUUACAUGAGAGUUUAAUCUCUGUUCGGAGAGUUUAAGUCUGUUCUGUCGGACUAAAUGAAUGUGCCGCUUUCGUGGUCUGACCGUUCCAAAUUUUUAACCUGUUCCACAAUUAAAACUGUCCCUGUUCCAGUGGUCUUAUAUAUCAAAGUUUAUCUGACUAGACACCCUUAAGCUAUUAACAAAUUGUCAGCUUGCUAUUAAUCAACUUUUUUUUCAUACGCGGGAUCCAGACCUAUAUGGUUUAAAAUUGAUUAUCAUAAAUUUCCUGUAUACAUUUAUUAUUGACAACAAUUUUAUUAUGGUGCUUAUCAAGAAUAUUUGAGUUAUAAAUUGAAGAAGUAUAGUGUGUUUUAAACGAGCACCAAAAUGGCCACGAAUAAAAUCGUAGAAAAGAUUUAUUCUUUUCUAAAAUAAAGUUUUCAAAGUUCUCUGUUCAUACUUUCGCUCUUUUUUUGGGCGGACUUUCUUUUUUUUGCGAUGUUAUUACUGUACCACUUUUUGCAUUUCCCCAAUCUGACUCGGGUUUGAAACUAAUUUAAUAUUUAUCCCGAUAUACAUAUUGUUACACUUGUUUUAAUAAUUUUUCAUUCAUUCUGAUUUUAGUGAACACUUCUUUCCAUAUUUCCAAAUUAUUGAAGUACUUUUUCAGUUUUUGCAAUUACAUAGCACCAAAUUGCCAGUAAACACUUCUUUCAUAAUUUCUGCCCUUUGCAGAUUUCUAUACCCUACUUUCAACUUUUUACUCCUUGUUGCGCAUUUAUUUAUAAUAUUUUAAAAAUAGUGUUGAGCUACGUGCCAUUUAUUGUAAACGUAUCUAAUGCUGAAUUAUUUUAUUACUAAUUACGGCACUGUUGUUUUCAUUGUAUAUUUUUUGUAUCAUUUUUAGUUACUUGUUAUCCACUCCUUUUUCUCUUAAUAUUUUCCACAGUUUCUUUCUUGGUACUUAAUUGAAGGCUCUUUCUAGGUCAAGAAAUGCUAAGUAUGUUUUCUGUUUCUUUUGCAGCGUGUUUCGUGUUAUCUCUUUUAAAUAUAUGAUUCUGUAUAAUCCUACUACUUCCAAAUCCACUAUGUUGUUCAUCUAAUGUGUGUUCCGUGAUUAUUCUUAAUCGUUUUUUAUUAUCUUUUCUAUAUUUUUUUAUAUUUAUAAAGACUUUUAUAUAUUACAUAGCAACGUCCUCGGUAGUUAUUACAUUUUCUCCUACCUCCUUUAUAUGAGUACUAUUAGUGACACUUUCCAAUUUUCCGGAAUUUUCUCUCCAAUAUUUUUUCUCCAUUUUUAUCCAUGUUUUUUAUAAUUUCUGCUGUUAUUCUAUUCACUACAUAUGCUUUUUAAUACUUCGUCAUUUUUAUUGCUCCUUCUAGUUCUUCCUACUACUUUAUUGAGCUUUCUGCAUUAUCUUCCAAUAUAAUAUUUUGUUUUUUAUUAUUGUAAUUUUGUUUUAUAUCCAUUGAUAGUUCUUUUUAUGUAGUUGUUAUCUUUUAACUCUUUGUUGUGUUUCUGUUGUUUUUUCUUUUCGUCAUGUUUUUUUCCUAUCGUUUUCAGGGUUCUGUAAACCCUUUCGAAGGUUUGGUUUACUUGUUUCUCAUAUAUUUUUACCAUUUCUUUAUUUCGUACCUUCUAUGUUUUUAUCGUCUCUCUUUAAUUGGUUUUACUUUGCUGUACUAGACUUUUUCUUCUUUUUUAUUUGUUUUUAUAUCUUAGUUGCUAUCAUGUAAUGGUCGCUGCCUAUUUCAGAUUCUCUGUGUACUUUUUUAUCCAUUGCUUUUCUUAUAUCAUUGCUUUCAACUAGUACAUAUUUAAUCAAUAAUGGAGUUCUAAUUUUGGAUUUGAUUAUAUUAUUUUGUUAUCUUCUUUAAAGAACAAAAUUCUAGUAAUUUCUUUCCAUUUCUGGUCGUUUCUGGCCAUUUCUUUAAAACUUUAUCUCUUGCCUUUAUCUAUCAUUUUCUUUAUUGUUUACGAAGACCUUAUUUUGCGAUUCUUACCUACAAUUUGUCACAAAGUAAUUUAUGGUUAAGAAAACAAAUGAAUACCAUGUUCGUAAUAAAAAUUCCUAGUGUAUUUUAAAACACACUAUAUUUUUCAUAACUUUGUACCUAGUAGCAAAGAAGAUACUUACCCCUUGUGAUUUUGAAUGCCGAAAUUCCAAAAUAACUUUUGUGAUUUUUAUUGUUGUGUUUUGUUAUGUUGAUUAACAGUUUAUUUUUUUGUUAUUAUUAUAAAUGCUUGAGGGAUUUCAUAGCUACGCAUGAUAAACUGUUUGUUAACGAUGACGAAUAUGAACAAGCGGAGAAAAUAACAUUUUGCGAUAUCCUUUUAAUUAGUUAGGUAAAAAUAUUAAUUUAUUCUUAAAUUUUUUUUUUGGGUUACCUACUGAUUUUUAAAUUUUUUACAUAACUUUGAUAGUUCAUGUUAUGUUCUGCCUUGCCAUCACCAGCAUAUACCAAAGAUUAUAAUACGCGGAUUCAAAUAAAUUUUAUUAUUAACCGUUUAUAUAAGACAAACAAAGAUUUAAAAAACUGACUAAAAAACAACAAAAGUAGCAACUUCUAUAGCACAAUCUUCAAAGACGCGAAUAUAAGAACAGCAUCUGAAAAAACCUAAACAGGAAUAUUACAAAAAAAUAGAAAACAAACAAAAAGGCGUUGACAGAAUGAGGGAAAGUCAGAAAAAACUCUUACAUCAGACAUUACUAACAUUUUAAACAACUACAGUACAGGAAAAUGCAAGGAAAAGAAGAAAGCUUACCUAAAGAUCAUGUCAUAUACAACAGGUGUACGAAGAUUACAAAACAAUGAGAAAUGUAACACAUGCAUUUGUAAGAAGAUUUUAAAACGGGUAUCGUUCCGAACGCUCCUCAAAAUAAUGGAGCUUAAUCUUUAUGAUUUACAAAUUACAUAGGUAUAUGACCUUCAAUAAGAAAUCAAAAAAGGAGACAAAUCGGACCCGGAGAAUUACAGGGGAAUUAACUUAUUAAACACAACAUUAAAAUUAACAACCCAAGUGAUAACAAACAAAUUGAAUGAAAUUAUACCAUUAGCAGAAGAACAACAAGGUUUUAAGUCGGGAAGGUCAUGCACUGACGCUAUAUUGAUAAUGAGGCAAGUUCAAUAGAAAUCAUUGGAAUACAAUAAACCGACAUAUUUAUGUUUUGUGGACCUUAAGAAAGCAUUUGACAGGGUCACAUUAAAGGACGUUUUCCAUUUGUUAUACUAGAGAGUUGUACCUCUAGCAAUAAUUAAAACGAUCAAAAACAUCUACCAGAACAACACAAUAAAAGUACAAGUGGAAGAUGAACUAACUGAUCCAAUUGAAGCCGGCAAUGGGAUAAGACAGGUGGAUUCCUUGAGUCCUUUAUUGUUCAACCUGAUCAUGGACGAAAUAAUAAAAAAAGUAAGAACUAAAAAAGGAUACCAAGUGGAACAAAAACAACUUAAAAUAAUCUGAUUUGCGGACGAUGCAAUACUAAUCUCUCAAAGUGAAGAUGAUAUACAAAGUAUGCUGCACCAAUUCAACAUAAUCGCCAGAAAAUUUAACAUGUUAAUUUCCUCACAAAAGAAAAAAUGCAUGGUUAUAACAGCAGAUCCAAUAAGAUGUAAGUUGGAGAUGGAAGUUCAGAUAAUAGAACAAGUGAUGGAGUUUAAAUAUCUAGGCAUCGCACUAUCUAGCUACGGAGGGCUCGAAACAGAAGUGGAAGUCAAGCGAAUAGAGCAAACAGAGCCGCAGGCUGCCUGAAUAACACAAUAUGGAGAUAUAAAAAUCUCGGAAAAGAAAUGAAAGGCAGAAUUUACAAAACAGUCAUCAGACCAAUAAUGACAUACGCGGCAGAAACACAACCCGACACAGAGAGGACAAAAAAUUGCUCGAAACAGCGGAGAUGAAAACCCUUCGAAAAAUCGAUGGUCAGAUUCUAUGGGACAGAGCUAGAAGUACAGAUAUACGACGGAGAUGCAAGGUGUAUAACAUUAAUAACUGAGUAAUAAACAGAAGAAUAGAAUGGAAUGACCACACAAGCCGAAUGACAACAAAUAGGGUAGUCAGGACAGCGAGAGACGGUUCCCCAAUAGGAAGACGAUCAGUGGGAAGACCACGAAAACAAUGGAACGACAACUUACUAGAGGCACAUUGAAAAAACAGACAGAGUCAUGUCUAUACAAAAAGAAGAAGAAGAAAAAGAAUAAGAAAUCAAAAAGCGGAGCUGAAGAAAUUAAUAGACCCGCAACUCAUCUAAAAGGAUGCACGUAUUGACUAUCUAACAAAGCUAUAUACAAAGGAACAACAAAUGACUUUGGAACCACAAACACCAGAUAUUACUCCAAACAAAAAAUUUAGAUCCAUAAGAAAGCAUGAAGUACAAAAUACGUGUAAAGAGAAAAGAACAGAACAUGAAUAAUUGGUGAAAGGUGGUGAAGCAGCCAUCACCGAUGAGCAACAAGGUUUCAGUACAUGAAGGUCGUGUACAGAUUCAAUGUUCGUUAUAAAACAGGUUAUACAGAACGCAUUAGCAUACAAUACACCUGUGUUCCUAUGUUUCAUUGCCUUGAAGAAGGCAUUUUACAGAGAACGACUUGAUAAUGUUUAACAAAACAAUAAGAUGGAAAUCAGAAUAGAUGGACAACUUACGGAGCUAAUAGAUACAGGCAAUCGAAUAAUACAGAGGAAUUCACAAGCACUAUGUUAUUCAACAUAAUCAUGGAUUCUCCCAAUAUUUUGAAACGUGGAUUUAUAUAGUGCAUUAUACAGGGUGUCCAGAAACUCUACCGACAAACGGAGACAGGAGAUUCUUUAGAUAAUUUUAAGAUAAUUUAAGCCAAUUCACUUAGUCCGAAAAUGCUUCCUAAGGGAGCUAGAGCUCUUUGAAGAUGGCGUCUUGUAAUUAGUUUUUCUUAAAUACCUCCAGAACGCGUCUAUUUAGAAAAACAAAAAUUGGUACGCCUAUUUAUCUACAAGAUAUAAAUCUAAUCCAUCCAUUGCAAAUUUCUAGUACCGAUCAUAGGCGUCCGUUUUGGGCAGGGCAACGGUUAUUUUAUCGCAUAACUUUUUUAUCUUUAACUUUUAUGCAUUUCUGAUACUGGAUUAUGAAAUUGUGAAGUAUUCUAGUACUAAAAGAUACUCUUGUUUUAAAUCGGUAGGACACACCGUUUUCUAGAAAAAUCGAUUUCAAAAUUUUCCGCUUUUUAAAUAAAAAAAAAUCAAAACAAAAACUGUUUGGAAAGACGAAAACUGGUACAUUUAUUUAUAUUCCAAAGAUAAAUCGAUUUCAUUAAUUGCGAAUUUCUAGUACUGGUCAUAGGCAUCCGUUUUGGGUAGGCCAACAGUUAUUUUAUAGCAUAACUUUAUUGUCUUGAAUUUUGGAGCAUUUUUGACACUAGAUUAUUAAAUUAUGAGGUAUUCGAGUACUAAAAGUUACUCUUACUUUAGGUUUAUAAAAUACUUCGUUCUUUCAAUUUUUUUUCAAACUCCAACAAUGAAAAACUUUAAAAUCGAUUUUUCUAGAAAACGGUGUGUCCUACCGACUUAAAACAAGAGUACCUUUUAGUACUAGAAUAUCUCACAAUUUAAUAAUCCGAUGUCAAAAAUGUAUAAAAGUUAAGGACAAAAAAGUUAUGCGAUAAAAUACCCGUUGCUCUACCCAAAACGGACGCCUAUGACCGAUACUAGAAAUUUGCAAUGGAUGGAAUCGAUUCAUCUCUGAAAAGUAAAUAUGCAUACCAAUUUUCGUUUUUCUAAAUGAAAGCGUUCUGGAGGUAUUUGAGAAAAACUAAUUUCAUGACGCCAUCUUCAAAGAGCUCUAUCUCCCUUAAGAAGCAUUUUCGGACUAGGUGAAUUGGGUUAAAUUGUCUUAAAAUUAUCUGAGGAAUCUCCUGUCUUCGUUUGUCAGUAGAGUUUCUGGACACCCUGUAUAUUUGCAUUAAAAUUAUUUGCAUUAUAAUUCUUCUUGGAAACUUUUCAGAAGCAGUCGAUCACAGAAAAAUCUUUGUUCAAUAUAUCUGUAAGCGUUGUUUUUUCAUGUGAGGAGAACCAUCAAGAACCAAAAUCAGCCAGUGUUUGAUGUAUACUGAGACAGAAUAUAGUGACUUUUACCUGACUAAGUCCGAAAAUACCCAACUAAAGACGAUAUACUACUGAGUUAUUUUAUCCCUAUAUAAUUUGGAGCCGCAUUUAUCAAUACAUAUUUUUUUAAUUAUUCUUGGAAUCCGUAUUACUCCGCAGUAUUGAAAAGGUUAAUACAUCAAUCACCAUUCCCUUAGUUAAUUAUACAACGUAGAAAUGAAAUCCUUUCAAGAAAUGUUGACAUGGCCACAUCGAAUCUCAUCUUUAAAGUAAGGGAAUUUUAUAAAAUAUAAUUUUUGGGAAAUGGAUUUUUAGAAAAAUGCUUGUAUUUAUAUUGCCAUACGAAUUUUAGGUGGAAGGAAAUUAUUUUGAACCAUGUUUUAUUGGUAAAGUUUGCUAAUUUUUAGCAGAUAAAACAGUAUUAUUUGUUGUUUUAUGUUUUUGAAAUUUAAAUAUAAAUAAUAUGUUGUGUUAUAAUCAGAUAAAGUGCUGCCUGUUUAACAUUUCGAAUUAAAAUAAUUUCUUUCCGUGGUGUAUGAAUGUUUAAAAGAAAUUUUAAAGCAGUCGUUUGAUAGAAUGAAAGAUUCUUAUAUCAAUAAUACCUAAAUAUUACUAGAAACAUGUGAGCCAAUUUUUUAAAAUAAAUUAUAUAAACUC
Messenger RNA from Diabrotica virgifera virgifera (western corn rootworm), 9417 nucleotides. It is a transcript of the gene Csgalnact, whose product is annotated as chondroitin sulfate N-acetylgalactosaminyltransferase 2. Gene Ontology annotation, molecular function: glucuronosyl-N-acetylgalactosaminyl-proteoglycan 4-beta-N-acetylgalactosaminyltransferase activity. Gene Ontology annotation, cellular component: Golgi cisterna membrane. NCBI's taxonomy places the organism in Eukaryota, Metazoa, Arthropoda, Insecta, Coleoptera, Chrysomelidae. The transcript is spliced from 11 exons. The record is from RefSeq and is a predicted model, not a curated record. Bases 434 to 2290 code for a protein of 618 amino acids.